AGAAAGGUCUCCAAUGGUCUUACAUACCUCCCAGAGGCUGGGACUAUGCCCCCUUAGCCUGGUUGGCACCAGCCUAGCUCCAGGUGUCACUCAGAUUGGCAUAGGUGCCAGGGUCCUGGGGAAAUCUCCCUAGGGAGGAAGGGUGGUCUGGGCCUUAUUCCCCGUCCUGUCCACACCCUCUCUUAUUUUGCCCCUCCUCCUAAUUUAACCGAUAUCUUCUUAGAAUGGGCAGUGGUGUGGCAUUAAGGAGUUAAACACCCACUCUUGCCUGAGCCUGUGAGAGCUGCGUGGUGAACCAAACUGCGCCCGUGACCUGACAGUGGGGUCAGCCAAUCAGCACCCCCGCCACACCAGGUGAGGAUGGGGAGCCCUGAAGAUGACCUCAUUGGGAUUCCCUUCCCGGAUCACAGCAGUGAGCUCCUCAGCUGUCUAAACGAGCAGCGCCAGCUGGGCCAGCUGUGUGACCUCACAAUCCGAACCCAAGGCCUAGAAUACCGAACCCAUCGGGCAGUGCUGGCUGCUUGCAGCCACUACUUUAAGAAGCUGUUCACCGAGGGGGGUGGGGGCACGGGUGCCAGUGGCGGAAUGGCUGCCUCCUCAGGUGCCGGCGUCUGUGAACUGGAUUUUGUGGGGCCAGAAGCACUAGGGGCCCUGCUGGAGUUUGCCUACACGGCCACCCUCACCACCAGUAGCGCCAACAUGCCUGCCGUCCUCCAGGCAGCUAGACUGCUGGAGAUCCCCUGUGUCAUUGCUGCCUGUGUCGAAAUCCUGCAAGGGAGUGGGUUGGAGGCCCCUGGGCCUGAUGAAGAUGACUGUGAGAGGGCCCGCCAGUACCUGGAGGCCUUUGCAACUGUGGGCACUCGGGUGCCCAAUGGUGAUGACAGUCCACUACCAGCCCCUCUUCCACCACCCCCACCCCCAACACGGCCUGUUCCCCGGCGAAGCCGAAAGCCCCGAAAAGCCUUUUUGCAGACAAAGAGGCCUCAAACCAACCAUCUGGUGUCUGAUGUGGCUGCCAUCCCCCCCCACUCUUUUACGUAUCCAGAUGAGGAAGAGGCAGGAAGUGGCAUCGGGCUAGGAGAUGGCUAUAGCCCCCCUGGUGGGGCCAGGUCACCCCCUGAGGGGCACCUGGGCUAUGAAGGAUAUGAGGGGGAGGAAGAAGAGGAAGAUCUAGUGUACCCACCAGCCUAUGGGCUAGCUCAGAGUGGGGCAGCCCCCUUGUCCCCUGAAGAGUUGGUCUCAGAUGAGGACACCAUUGACCCUGACCUGAUGGCCUAUCUGAGUUCCCUGAAUCACGAAGCCCUCACACCAGGAUUAGAUGGCCAGGACAAGCUGGUACGAAAGCGUCGUUCCCAGAUGCCCCAGGAAUGUCCAGUUUGCCAUAAGAUCAUUCACGGGGCAGGCAAACUACCCCGACAUAUGCGGACCCACACUGGUGAGAAGCCUUUUGCCUGCGAGGUCUGUGGCGUCAGGUUCACCAGGAAUGACAAGCUGAAGAUCCACAUGAGGAAGCACACUGGUGAGCGGCCAUACUCCUGCCCACACUGCCCAGCGCGCUUCCUCCAUAGCUAUGACCUCAAGAACCACAUGCACCUGCACACAGGCGACCGGCCCUUUGAAUGCCACCUGUGCCACAAGGCUUUCGCCAAGGAGGACCACCUGCAGCGUCACCUGAAGGGCCAGAACUGCCUGGAGGUGCGGACCCGACGACGAAGAAAAGAUGAUGCACCCCCCCACUACCCCCCACCCCAGGCGCCCACACCAACUGGCCCUGGCCUUGACCUUUCCAACGGGCACCUGGAUGACUUCCGCCUCUCCCUGGCGCGUUUCUGGGAGCAACCAGCCAGGGCUGGGCCUCCUCCUCCACCCCCAGGGCCUCCUGAAGAAGACGAAGAGGAGGGGGCACCAACCACACCCCAGGCUGAGGGUGCCAUGGAAUCCUCUUAAAUGGGGAAAGGAGGUGGACUAGGGUGGAGUCGCAGGGUGGGCGCCAAUGCCAAGGAACGUGAGGGCUGUGGAGCACUGACCGUGGGUCAGGGGAACUUUGCCUUCAAGGGUACCAGACUCGGCUCCUCUGUACCUUGGCAGCUCCGGGCUAGUCCCACAUACAGGGAAAAGUUUGGGCUCUUCCCCAGAUUGGGGCAGACUCCCUCCCACCAAGAGGUGAUAAAUAUAUAUAUGUAUAUAUACAUAUAUAAUAUUUUGUAUAUAUAUAUAUAAAUAUAUAUACAGACACACACAGCUCUAUUGUAAAGGUGGGGUUCCCCCCUCCCCAAACCCUGGAUCUUCCCAGGGAUCUAGAAGCAAUAAUAUAUUUCUGAUUUGUAGGGGGGGGUCCCUUUUCGGCUAUGCGGGUUUUUAGGGGGUGAGGGGCAUGGGACCAAAUCCCUGCCCCACCCACCCUAAGGGUAGGGCUGUGUGUAUGGGGUGGGGGAAGCUGCCCCUCCUUUCCCGACCCCUCCUUCCUGGUUUCUGUUCCCCUUUUCCUGGCAGUGGAUUAUGCAAAGGUUGGGGGGGGGCGGUGAAUCGCGGUAAGGAAUAGAUUCUGGA
This is a messenger RNA of Trichosurus vulpecula (common brushtail), 2550 nucleotides long. It is a transcript of the gene ZBTB7B, whose product is annotated as zinc finger and BTB domain containing 7B. The transcript is spliced from 3 exons. The record is from RefSeq and is a predicted model, not a curated record. Gene Ontology annotation, molecular function: DNA-binding transcription factor activity, RNA polymerase II-specific; RNA polymerase II cis-regulatory region sequence-specific DNA binding; protein binding. The coding region runs from base 361 to 1947 and encodes 528 amino acids. NCBI's taxonomy places the organism in Eukaryota, Metazoa, Chordata, Mammalia, Diprotodontia, Phalangeridae. Gene Ontology annotation, biological process: regulation of transcription by RNA polymerase II; positive regulation of gene expression.